This is a messenger RNA of Pocillopora meandrina, 9767 nucleotides long. The record is from the annotation of a GenBank genome assembly. Lineage: Eukaryota; Metazoa; Cnidaria; Anthozoa; Scleractinia; Pocilloporidae.
GCACCGAGCAUAAAAGCUGGAAAGGAUAACGUGACAACCAACUCACCAGGCUUAUUUGGUUGCAAAAAGAUUUACUUUCAGCAUCCCUUCCAUGGUAAACAGCAAGUCAAGAUAUUCGCCUCAUUUGGACAUAAUAUAAGAAGUUCAGGUCACCGUUAUGGUGGAGCUGUCUGGGUGGAAUCUGUUUCAACGAGUGGAUUUACAGCCUGUGUGUUAGAAUUUGGAGACGGAUCGAACAGUACUUCUGAAAUCAACUGGUUGGCCUUACAGUCUUUGCCGCUAGGAACUCAGUUAGAAACCGCCCACUUGAAUGCAUGGACCACCGGAACAAAGUGUACGACAAUCAAAUUUAAACAGGUUAGAUUUCUUAUAUCUAAUUGCCUUCGGCAAUUGUGACAAAUGAAGUUUGCUUUGUUUUCCAUAAAACAAAAGCUAGAAUUAGGCUGAUCACCUUUCCUUCCCUUCGUCUUAAAUCUCAAUUCUCCGAAAUAUUUACAACGUUUGAAGAACGCAUUUCCGAUAUUAACGAUCUUUUUUCAAUUUUGGAGUUCGAGUGCAGUUUAUCGAAAGGCACAAGGUUCGAAUCUUUUUCAAAGAUGUGGGUUUCCUCAAAGGGAUUUAACGUAUUUGCGGAAAAUUACCUUACUUUGACCUUUUAAGUCGUGAUCCUUUUUAUGUCAAUAGUUAACUUAUUUCUAGUCUGUAUUAUGAUUGGCAGUUAAAAUCCUUACACUUAUCAGGUACACUUUUACAGGUAAAGAUGUCUAAUACUGCGUUUCACAAUUUUCAGCGUUUCAAGACCUCACCAACCAUUUUAGUUGCUGUCAGUCACGAUAUUUUAAGCAGACCUCAGGAUGCUAUGGCCGUAUGGGUUGAGGACUUGAAGAAGGACAAUUUCAAAGUCUGUCUCAAAGAAACUAAGCUUUUCGAUGGAAUACACAAGAGCAUCAAAAUAGUAAGGGAAUGAUUUAAGUUUUUCUUUUCCAUUCCAUAAGUAAUUUCUAUUGGGAGUCUCCAUUUGGACGGAUGGUGGUCAGAUGUAUGGGUGGUCGGAAGGAUGAAAGUUAUUGCGUGACCAGUUGAAUGACUUGCUUGAUUCGUUUGCAUUGUUCAUCCAUUUAUUGAUGCAUUCAUCAGUUGAUCAACUUAUCGAAUUGAUUAUCAAAAUUUUAUCAUAUAUGUUUCUUUGUCACUUAUCACAUUUUUUUAAAAAGUUUUUUUCACUCGAACUAAAAUUUCACAGAACUGGAUGGCAUUUACUACUGUGAAGAUUGAGAACGUCACCUCUUCAAAGAGUGUGUUGCUUCAUAAUGCAAGCUUAGAAAAACACCAUGAUAACUACGCUUAUUGCCAAGUAAGGUUUUAAUUAGCAAAUCAACAGAAAUAUCUUUAACAAUAGCGCUGGGAUUCACUAGCAAUUAUUGUUUUUUUCUUUUGUUAUUGUUGCUAUUAUUGUGAUCACUAUUAUCAAAAUUAUCAUAAUUAAUAUUUUUUGCUUAAUAUUUAACAAUGCCUACACUAUAGCCCCGUUUAAAAGAAAAAAAAAACAACAACAAUAACAACACCUUUAAUUCCAGGUCCAUAUUUGUGAAACUCAAACACGAACUCGUUGACCUUUGUUUUUCUUGUCGAAUUGGAAGUAUGCAACGUUUGUCGACAAGACCUUUGGGGCAGGUGCAGAAACAGUUCGAUUUUUCUUAAUCUGCUCAACAGAUCUUUUGAAAACGAUGCAGAAAUACGCAUCCUGAUGGCGGCCUACUUGCACGUUGAUGGUAAAUAGGGUUAGAUGCACACAUUUCUGGGUUACAAGCGCAUAGAGUUAGAUCCAGGGGCGUUUUUGGGAACUUUUUUUUUUAUUUUGUUGUUGUUGUUGUUGUUUUUUUUUUUUCAAGAUAUUGCCCAACGGACCCUGAAUUUAGAUGUCACACGAUGCAACAUAAUUUUAUCAACAGACUUAAAUGUUUACAUUUCAGACUAUAAACUUCACCGAUCCAUUUUAUGCUCCUCCAGUUGUGGUAGUGACGCCCAGACAGGGUUACAUGAAUAACUACUCAGGUGUCUCUCGAUCUCAGUGUAAUGCCAUGACAGCAUGGGUAGAGGUGAGUUAUCAGUGUUGUACCGCCUUUGAUAAAGAUUCUCUUGUUAAAUUUGACUGAGAUCGUGUAUUAUCUGCAAACAAUAAGAAUAAAACUGUUUAAAAAAGUAUAUGUUUGUGGGCUAGUCACGACACACUAGGAUGCUGUAUAUUCUCCUUCCCGUCUUGAUUAUAGUACUCGUCCACUGAAGAUAUGAAAGUUUGUGCGAGAAGCUACGACGGCGAUGCCUAUGGCGAUGAUAUCAUACGAGUUGAUUACGUAGUCGUCGGAGGUUGGUGUGAUUAGAAAGGCAUACCAUGGGCAAAACAAUGCAUUUAUUGAACAUGUAGGCAUUCUUUACUUGAGAUAGCACUAGAACUGAAAUUUGCUUCCGUACGAAAGCUCUGUUGCUAUUAAGUCACUUAGAACCGGUUAUUUAAACAAAGUUUAGCCGUUCUUUAACAAAACCGCCUUCUAAAUCAUCUUAAAUUUAACUGCAUCUUUCAUUUAAACAUUUAUUUUUAUGAUCAAUGUCAAGAGGGCCGAAAGUUAGCAGUGCAAAGACAUUUAUGUAAUAAAAACAACCCUCUUAUAGAUCAUGAUACAUAUGGCCCACUGCUUGCGUAAAAACGCGGUUUCAAUUAGACCUCGAGUAAAUAUAACCUGCCCUAAGUAUCUUAUCUACAGUGUAAUUCUUGUUACUGUGCCGGACUGAAAGGGUUCAGAAAUAGAGAUAAGAUCUCUAGCUGUGUCCUCAGAAUCGGUCACGAUACCUUUAUCCAAGGGUUUCUUCAGGGUAAGAUUCACCUCAAUGAAUUUUCGCCUGUUUUUAUAAUCACUAGACCUGGAUCCCUGCCUGAACGUCACGUGUUAUUUUCAUGGUCUUUGUAAAGCUUUUGGACCGCAUGAUGCUCGUUGCGUGUGUAUAGACCACUGCCCUUCCUACCAUGAGCCCAUCUGCUCAUCAAACGGCACAACUUACGACAAUGAGUGUUUGUUUAAACAGGAAAUGUGUCGCAUGCGACUUAACUUUACAGUGCAACAUCCGGGUAGUUGUGAAGGUAGGGCGCAUCUUCUGCCCCUCAUGUUAAUGAUUUCCGACAAUGGUCGAUGUAUCGGUAUCCUAUAAAAUGAAAUAUUCAGCCGUAACAAAAUAUGAUAUUUGUUGUUGUAGUUAUUAUCGUUGUUUUCAUUUUACCUCCCGUAUUUUAGCUUAAACUUUGAACUGAUUUUACUAUCAUUGUUGUUUUACUCUAUUGCCAUUGUCAUUUUCAUUUUCAUUGUCGUUGUCGUUAUCAUUAUUAUUACCAUUGUCAUUGCUACUGUCUCCUUUCUGUAAUUGUCAUUAUCAUUAUCAAUGCUGUCGCCAUCGUCAUUUUCAAUGUCAUUGUCAUUGUCUUUGCCACUGACAUUUUCAUUACAACUCUCCUUCGUAUUGCUAUUAUUAUCAGUGUCAUUGUCCAUGUCAUUGUCACUGUUAUUGUCAUCGUCAUCGUCAUUGUCAUUAUCACUGUCACUGUCACUUUCACUGCCACUGGUUUCGUCACUAUCACUGUCACCAUCACUGUCAUCAUUGUUGUCACUGUCACCGUCACUAUCACUGUCAUUGUCAUUGUCAUUGUCAAUGUCAAUGUCAAUGUCACUGUCACUGUUGUCUUUGUCACCGUCAUUGUCAUGGUCACAGUCAUUGUCAUUACCACUGUCACUGUCAUCGUCACUAUUACUGUCACUGUCAUUGUCACUGUCAUCGUCACUGUUACUGUCAGUGUCACUAUCACUGUCACUGUCAUCGUUACUGUCACUGUCACUGUCAUUGUCACUGUAACUGUUAGUGUCACUGUCAGUGUCACUGCCACUGUCACUUACACUGUCACUGUCUUUGUCACUAUCACUGUCACUAUCACCAUUGUUGUCACCGUCACUGUCACUGUCACUAUCAUUGUCAUUGUUAUUGUCAUUGUCAUUGUCAUUGUCAUUGUCAAUGUCACUGUCACUGUCACUGUCACUGUCGUUGUCUUUGUCACCGUCAUUGUCAUUGUCGAUGUCACUGUCACUGUCAUUGUCGUUGUCUUUGUCACCGUCAUUGUCAUUGUCACAGCCAUUGUCACUGUCAUUGUCAUUGUCAUCACCACUGUCACUGUCAUCGUCACUGUUACUGUCACUAUCACUGUCACUGUCACUGUAAUCGUCACUGUUACUGUCAGUGUCACUUUCACAGUCACUGUCACUGUCAUAGUCAUAGUCAUAGUCAUAGUCAUAGUCAUAGUCAUAGUCAUAGUCAUUGUCAUAGUCAUAGCCAUAGCCAUAGUCAUAGUCAUAGUCAUAGUCAUAGUCAUAGUCAUAGUCAUAGUCAUAGUCAUAGUCAUAGUCAUAGUCAUAGUCAUAGUCAUAGUCAUAGUCAUAGUCAUAGUCAUAGUCAUAGUCAUUGUCAUUGAUAUUGCCAUUGUCGUUAUCUCUGAAAUUGACGUUGCCAUUCCGACCGCCACGGCCAUUUUCAUCGUCUAUAUCGCUGUCACUGUCAUUGUCACUACACCUGUCGUUCUUCUUGGUAGUGUCUUUGUAUUUCUUCGGUUUUUUGUUACAGGAUUCCCUUUCCAGAGAGGUCGCCAUCACAUGCCUCAUAUUCCAUCACUUGGAUAUUCUCAUUGUGAGAUUAUUCCGCUGAAGCCAUUUGUUUUCUAUCCUGACAAACCCAUUGAAGUGCAACUAACGGUCAAUCAUAUUGACACCAGCGACAAGUUAUAUGUUCAUGAUGCCGCUGUUUCGUGGGUCGAGAACAUCAGUACCCAUCGAUUUACUGCGUGUGUAAUGGCGGCAGGCUUCAACGAACGAAAAUCGAAUGCGAACGUAACAGUCGAUUGGAUGGCGUAUCAGGGAGCUCCGGUGGGUGGGGUGGCGGGAGAAGAACGGAUGUCACAAUGGUGGACUGGAACGACCUGUAAAACUGUGAAUUUUCCAUCGGUAAAUAGCAUGCCUUUUUUUGUGUCUGCUGGUGGAGUCUUUUCAUUAAUUAUGACAAAAAUCAUGGUUGUAUCAAGCUACAAAAAGCCUGAUUUUUUGUUCCUGUUUUAUAACUGCAUAAACAUACAUAAAAAUGGGAUAUGCUCUUGCUAUUUCAACAUAUUGUGGCCUUCGUUCUCUAAUUUAUAGUGAUUUUGUUUGGUUUUCCCUUAUGUAUUGGAUAGAGGAAUAAAUUACAAAUCUAAUUCUGUCGUAGUAUAAUUGCUCCGGUGAUUAUAAAAAUGCGCGCGCUCUGGUUGGUCGAGGAUCGUGUCAUAUCUCGCUAUAAUCACCUCGCGCAAGGUGAUUAAAGCAGAAGCACUAAAUUUAAAAAUGGCUGCCUGGCGUUUUUUCAGUGUUACCGAGAACGUGAUCAACACGAUACAGAAAAUUAAAUUUCGAAGAGCGCAAAAGACGCUCUUAAGUUUGGAGUAACACUUUUCAAGAGAGAGAUAUUAAGGUUGUGCUGAUCAGUUGAAUUAAAUGAAACUAUCAAAUUCUAAUGGAAACUGGUUUUUUUUUUAUCUCGACAUGAGCAAUCAAAACAACUGAAACAGAAUUAUUUCAUCACCAAGACGAAUAUGUACAGAAUUCAAAAGCACUUAUGCAAUUAUACUAACACAAAAAUUCGCCUCAUGCCCAGUGGAUAUUGUUGAAUAAUUCCCACGACUUCGUCUCGGAAAUUAUUCAACAAUAAUCACUUCACCUUGAGCGAAUAAUUGUUAAAUAUUAAACAAAUAGAUUCCACGUUGCAGUGCGUCUGUUUGGUCAUAGAUAAAAGAUGAGGUCAAAAUAAGAUAAUGAAAUCAAUGAAAAGCACAGCUGAGCUUCGUAUGACACUUCGUCGGUUUCUUCUUUCCACACUCAUAAGGGGUCUGUUACUGAACAGACUCACUGUAACACGAAAGUAUUAGUUAAGCAGAGCUAUAUUUUGAAUACGAUAAUCUUAUCAUCGACAAGCAAAUUAGACAGUUGAUCAUUUAACAGGGAUAGGCUAUCUAAAUAGCCUUUCAUUUUCAGGGAAAGUUUACCAGUUCACCUUCCGUAUUUGUAACUGCCGAACAUCACCAUUCUGGACUGAAGCGCGACGCAGCUAGUGUCUGGACUGAAGAUGUGACGCAAUCCUCAUGUAAAGUUUGUUUAAGGGAAUUACAAAACUACGCAGGAUCCCACAAAGACAUUUCUGUGGUAAGUCAUUGGUUCACAGGCUUAUCGAUUGCUGUCCUAUCUAAACAGCUGCUUUCAAUUGUACUCAUGAACUUCGAAGGUACUUUCAUUGCAUUCUACAAAGGAAUGCUUUCUCGGUGGUGCAAUUCCCAAGUGCUUUCUUAUUCGACGCAUGCACCACAAACUUAAUGAUGUUUAGCAUAAAGGUUACUCCAAUAUAAAAAAAUGGAUGCCUAGGCAGCAUAGAGUAUAAGAAUUCUUUCAACUACAUUAAAUAUUUAAAGCAGUGCAAUUGAAUGCAAUGAAUAACAAUCAGAGAUAAUGCAAAAUAUGAUCACUGCGAUAUACUGCGACCAUUUUAAGGUAAAAGAUUAUAUAUUAUUUCUUUGUUUAGGGAUCUUUUAGCAAGGAGUGGAUCCCAAAAUAAACACCAUUACAACAGAAUGCAUAUUAGAGUGCACUUUUAGUCGUAUUUUCAUUUAACCAUUAUGCGCAAUAUAACAUUUACUGAGCAUUCUUGCAUUCUUUCUUAUCUAUAUUAGAAUUGGUUCGCGUUUGUGGAUCUUGACAAGCCUCCCUUCUUGGAACAUAGUGUUAUUCACUUUAUGAACAACAAACCCCCUUCUCACGAUCAAAAUGAUGCCUUCUGCAAGGUUAGUUAUCGAUGGAAAGUUUUAAAAUAUGCCAUCGGGCAUAAGAUCAAAUUUCCAAUUUCCGAAGUUGUUUGGCUCAUGAGGGGUUUAUUAAGUGCAAAUUGAUCAGUAAUCAUAGCGAUAUCCAUGCUUUCUUCACGUUCUACGAGGGAUUGACCAAAGUUAUAAGGAUCUUCACUAGGGCGGUUAUUUAAGUGUGCACACUGAUUCCAAAAUAUAUGUAAUUUAUCCUUUUUUUCACAGGAUGUUUCCCUUCUCCAUACUUAUCAUACCGUCCCAAAUGUACUUGUAUCUGCUAAUCACUCAACGAAGGGAAGGAACCUAAGUCCAGUUCACAAUGGCAUAACUGCUUGGGUAGAGGUGAGAUAAAAUUUUUGACCUUUCUUGGCUUCUUUUAGAAAAACUGAGCAAUAGUUACCACCUAUCCAACGACAGAGAGGAUAGAUACACAGCAGCCAAAAAAUGAGUUUCUUUAUGAAUAUAUACCGAUAAUACUCAAUCGUGAUUUUGUCUUCGUCUGCUCAGAGGUUAAUAGUACUUUUUAUCACUUUCAUAAUCGAGAAUAAAUAGUCCAUAGUCAAGCUAAGACGAAAACUUUUACAUUUAUCAUCUAUCCAACGACAGUGAAGUUAUCUAUUUUUUCCAGUAAAUACCACACAGAAGCCGAAAAAUUAGUUUUCCGGAAACUCCUCAAGCGCAAUUUUGUCUCUUUGGCUGCUCGGAGGUUAAAAAUACUUGCUUACCACUUCUGAUUCAACCAAACAGCGCGCGAGAAAAACACUAUUUACCCGUGAGGUAUAUGCUAAUGACACAUACAUGAAUCACAGUGUCAAGUAGUUCAUUCUGAUGACAGUAAUCAUAUAUACAUAUACACUGUAUUUCGUUUAUUUUAUUUUCUACAGUAUAUCAACAAGACUGGCUUUCGUGUUUGUUUUAAAGAAUUGUUUGAAACAAGAUACGAUCCUCUUUCUAUUGUUUACACAGUCAUGUCAGGUAAGAAUUUGAAAUGCAAAAUACCAUCACAAGGUAAAAGUUUAUAAAUUCAUUACCAAUCAUCAAUCUAAGAGACAACAACUUGAAGAUCAUCAAAACUAACACAUUUUUAACAUCAACACGUCACUGCAGACGUAGAGGUUUUUACGCAUAAAUAUAUCUGAUCGCCUAACUGCAUGGAUAAAAAUGUGUCGUGCAUGAUUGCUAUGAAUUACCCGAAUUUCACAAGAGUCUUUGAGCAUUAAGAACUUAGGAGACAGAGAGGGACGGUAAGGACGUUGAUUGGGCUAUACCGAUAGGACGUUAAGAAUUGAAAAGACUGUCGAAUACCGAUUACAUUUUGAUGAAAUAAUGUAUCUCCAAAAGCUGCAAUAUUCAUCAUAGAACAAAGUUCAAGGGCAGCUCCGUGUGGUUCUCCCAUAACGCAAAAUAUUCAUCAUAGAAAGUAGCUUUUCAAACAUAAAUGGAACGGACAUAACAGCAUCUAUACGAACCACGUACUGAUUCUGCUUCAUGCUUACGCUUAAGUACCUAUUUGCAUUAUAUACAGAGGUAUGCCAGCCUGGAUGGGAUUAUUUCAAUGGCUACUGUUACUUCACAAGCUCCACUUGCUCCUCGUGGCCAACUGCUGAAAAAAAAUGCGCUAAAAUGGGUUCACAUCUUGCGACAGUCCAUAAUCAAGAAGAAAACGUUUACAUUCAACAUCGGCACAAUGGAGAUAAAUCCUGGAUUGGGCUCAAUGAUCGAAGCGUAGAAGGAUUAUUCGUGUGGACAAACAAAGGCACAAGUAGCUUUAGAUUCUGGGCGCCAAAUCAACCAAACAAUUAUACGGAUCAGGACUGUGUACACACUCUUGGCGCAAAAAAUGAAUACACUUGGAAUGACGUUUCAUGCGAUAACUGCUUAAAAUUUACUUGUUUUAAAGGUAAACAACUUAGAUUUGAACAAACAGAAAUGCUUUAUCUUGAGCCGUUUUAGUUUCAUAGGACAUUAGCAAACGACUUGACUUCAACAUGGGCGCAGUGAUGGCUCAUUAAACCUAAAAUCUGGGUACUAGGUGGGAGACGAAUCUUGUGAUAUUUGUGCUGCAUAUUGGAUUUUUUCAAGUGGAAUAUGACAUACUUUUAAAGAUAUAAACAAGUGCACAGCCAAGGCUCAUUGGUGUAAAGUCAAUGCUUUAUGUCCAAAUACUGAAGGAUCUUACAAAUGCGUUUGUAAGGCUGGAUUUAAUGGAGACGGAAAAAAAUGAUCUGGUAUAGAUAAAUUUUAUACUCAUCUUUUAAAAUCACUGUCGUAGCUUUUAAGAAUGAAUUGAAGCCCGUGAGCAAUCGUCGGGAAAUCUUUAAACAAUUGGUAAGAAUUUCCUAGUCACUGAAUCCGUAUGUAAUCAGAAGAUACUAUGUAGGCAAUCUAAAGGGAAUCUGUGGGCACUCCGUAAGCAAUCCGAGGGCAAUCUGUAAGCAAUCCGUUAGAAAUCGAUGGGAAAUCCACGGGCUUUCUUUAGGCAAUCUUUGGGUAAUCCGUGGGCUUCCUUCGAGCAAUCUUUGGGAGAUCUGUGGGCAAUACUUGGGAGUUACGGUUUUUUGAGAUUAUUUUUGCCCGACCCGCUAGGCCACGUGUAAUCAGGGCGUGUGUUUCGUCGCCCGCAGGCUCUCGCCACGUAAUGACAAGGUGCAAUGAUAAAUACAGUGGAGUAUAAUUUUUGAGCAGAAUAUCAUUUGCUUCCCAAGAUACAAACGAGUGCACAGUCAGUUCCCUCUUGUGUGAUGUUAAUGCUGCCUGUCAAAAUACUGAGGGAUCCUACAAGUGCAUUUGUAAGACUGGAUUUAAAGGAGACGGGAAAAAAUGCCCUGGUAAGAAAAUCAUAUUAUCAUCUUAA